AUGACUCGAUUUGAUUUAUAUGCUCCGGGAAACAAACCAGUGUCUUUCACUCAGUUUGAGAAAGAAACUAUAGAGUCUGCUUUCCCAUCUGGUGAAGCUCCAAUUCAUUUUGCCUUCAGAACAGACAUUCGAGUCAAAAAAGAAACUCAUCGUAACGAUAUUUGUGCUGUUUCACCACAUUUCAUUGCGUGUUUCAAACAGAAGACAUAUGGAGAAAAGCCAGAACUCUAUUAUAAGCUUCACAUAUCCAAAAUUCAGCUUAUGUGUUAUGCGGAUGAUCCGUUUGUAUUCAUUAAGACAGAGGAAGAUAAACUAACAGUCACAGGACAUCAGUGUCUUACGUUUGCACAAAUUGUAUAUCGUAAUUACCUCAUAUCUUUUCCUACAAAAACUCAAGAUGAAAUUUUCGAACUUCGUACAUCGGAUAUUUCGCUAUUUCCAUUAAUAAAACUUCCAAUAUCACUCUCCCAAACAUUCCAAUUUGCUUAUUCUUCAUUUGCUGCUGAACAAGAAGUUCCUUAUCGUCAAGAAGUUGUUAGAUACGUUCAUAACAUGAUUGUAACAAAGAACCCAAUUCUGGAUCUUUCACAGUUACCAGCAGAUCUCUUUGUAGACACAGGAAAGAAAUCUGCUUUUGAUCCAGUGUUUGACGCUUUACAUCUUACAAAAAUAGGUCCAGGAAUAUGUUGUGUGAACCAAUCGAGACCGAAAUUACUCUCUUCUCUUGCCGAUUCUGUUGAUAAAGGCUUACAAUUUAAUAUUAUUCAUUUAGACAAUUGUGGCAUUAUCGAUGGCAUGCAGCAACUCAAAGAAGCCAUAUUCAAGAAGGAAGAUUUCCCUUGUUUGUACUGGAAUUUAAAUAAUAACAAAAUUAAGGGUUGGAAUUACUUUUGUGAGAUCCUUUCGAAGCAGAAGUCACCACUUAAGCAUUUAUCACUCUCAAAUUGCGGUUUGACGUCAAAAGAUUUAAUUCUUUUGUUUAAUACUUUAUCUCAGAACAAUAACCUCUGGGAACUACGCGAUAUAUGCUUAGCAGGAACAACCUUUGAUCCUAAAUCAAUGUCUGCUAUCAGAGAAUUCAUUAAAGUUUUAUCUGACAAUAAUACAAUGAAAAUCGUUAGUUUAGACUUAUCCCAUGGUCAGAAAAUUAAUAAUUUUAUGCAAAUUCUCGCUUCCUCGCCAAACGGAUUAAGAGAUUUGAACAUUUCAAAUUGUAUUUUAGAUAAAAAUUCACAAGAAGCUCUGAUAACCAUAGUUGAUAACUCAAAGACACUCAAGAGACUUGACAUCAGCUAUUCGCAUGUCUCCCCUGAGUUUGUUGCGAGAUUAAUCGUUUCAUUUUCCAAAAACAUCGAUUUGAAGCUGAUUGAACUCAAUUUGAGCGGUCUACAAUUGAAUGGAACCAAACUUAUACCAGUUAUUACGGCUCUACUCAACAGCGACGAAGAAAAAUUCGAUUCAAUUUUAUUUAAUGAGGAAAACAUGACUUCAGAAGAUGUUAAGAACCUUAUUCCUGUACUGAAAGACUUUGUAAACCUAAGGUACGUCUCUUUCUCCAAUAAUUUCAAUGAAAAAAUGGUCGGUGUCGGAAAUCUUCUCGGAGACCUUCUUAGUUUGCCAAAUCUUAAGAGAAUUGAUAUCUCCGGAUCACAGGAAUUCAGUAUGAAGCAAGAACUGGUUCCUUUCCUUAGAAAAGCUUCAAAAGCCGGUCUGGAGCAUUUAGACAUCACCGGACAAGCAAUUGGAGACAAGGAUUACAGUACAAUUGCUCAGUUCGUCAGGCAAUGCACAAAUCUUCAAACUCUUAAAUUUGAUAAUAAUAACGUUACAUCUGUUGAAUUACUGUUAGAUUUAGUAGCCGCUCUUAACGCUAAUAAGUCAGUUAUACUCGCUUACUUCCCUACUAACGAUGCAAGGGCAAUUGUUCAAAAAGCGAAAUCAAAUCAGAAAUCUAACUUGGCACAGAGGCUUGGCGACAUCCAGAUCAGUCUUAUGCAGUAUAUAAAUGAGCAUAGAUACAAAAAGAAGCUUGGAAGCGUAUUACCUUUCGAGUCUACACCAGAAAUUUCGGAAAUUAUCCAAGAAAUCACCGAAAACUACGUCAAAAUGCUUGAAAACUAUCCAGAAUUAAGAACACACUCAGCUGUCUGCAAAGAGCUCAAUCUUCCUCUUCCUUUCCAAAGAAUUGGCGAUGUUGUUGAAGAUGGUGGCCAAAUCCAUCAAAACUCUAUCGGCGAUUUGACAGUUUACAUGACAGAAUCCAUGAAAUUUACAAUUCAAGAGGAAGUAACUAAUUACGAGACAUUUGCAUUCACAACAGCCAAUCCAAACUUCAUAUCUGUUGUAGAGGAACACAACCCAGAGCCCGGAAGAGUCUCUUUCGUCACAAAAGAGAGAGAUCUCAAGGAAGAAGAGGAAAUUAAAGAGGAAGAACCAAAAGAAAAGGUCAAAAGACCAAAGAAGAAGAUCAACUACUAUGAGGAUGAUGAUUCCGAUGACGAAGAGAAGCUAAUUAAGUUUGAAAAAAGAAGAUAUAAAGAAGAAGUAGAUAGUGAUGACGAAAAACUUCCUCAAUUCACUAAAAAGAGAGAUUAUAAUGAUAUAGAUGAUGAAGGAAAGAGAAAGAGACUCUAUGGUGCUUUGCCUCAGCCAAAGAAAGAAAAAAGAAGAUUUGAUAACGAAAAUAGAAAGCAGAGAAGACCAUUUGACACAAUAAAUGAUAAUGAUGACGAAAGUGAGGAAGAAGAACUACCAAAGAAGGCUUCAAAGAGAAAAUUAAAAAUUUCUGAUUCAGAUUCUGAAGAAGAACCUCCAAAACCAAAGCAGAAGAGCGAAGAAAGUGACAAAAAGAAGAAAAACUCAAAGAGAAAGCUCCAAUUAUCUGAUUCUGAAGAGGAAGAAGUUAAAAAACCUUCAAAACGUAAAAAACCUGUUGUAAAGGAUUCUGAAUCGGAAGAUGAUGAACCAAAGAAACCGUCGAAGAGAAAGAAACCUAUUCUGAGUGAUUCUGAAGAUGAUGACGAAAUUCCUCAGAAAAAAUCAUCAAAUUCUAAGAAAUCUAAUGGUUUCAAGCCAUCAGAGAUGCCAAUAAUACCAAUAGAUAUUCCAGAACAUGAAUCUUUUGCGGAUCUCGCUGAAGAAUCAGAUGAUGACAAAAUUGUCAAACCAAUGAAGAACAAGAAGUCAUCAUCUGCUUCAAAUAAGAAGAACUUUAAGUGGUCUGAUGAUUCUGAUAGCGAAGAACCAGUUCCAAAGAAGAAAUCAAAGAGAAAUCCAGAACUUGAUGAUACUCCUAUUCCUACACAAUAUCUUGCCCAUAAAAAGAAAGGAAAGAAAUGA
Trichomonas vaginalis G3 is the source of this 3339-nucleotide messenger RNA. RefSeq lists its product as uncharacterized. Gene Ontology annotation, cellular component: plasma membrane; lamellipodium. Gene Ontology annotation, molecular function: protein binding. The transcript has a single exon. Gene Ontology annotation, biological process: cell migration; regulation of Arp2/3 complex-mediated actin nucleation. Lineage: Eukaryota; Parabasalia; Trichomonadida; Trichomonadidae. The record is from RefSeq and is a predicted model, not a curated record. Bases 1 to 3339 code for a protein of 1112 amino acids.